Oncorhynchus gorbuscha (pink salmon) is the source of this 5118-nucleotide messenger RNA. RefSeq names its product scavenger receptor class F member 2-like. Gene Ontology annotation, molecular function: protein binding; scavenger receptor activity. The transcript has 11 exons. Lineage: Eukaryota; Metazoa; Chordata; Actinopteri; Salmoniformes; Salmonidae. The record is from RefSeq and is a predicted model, not a curated record. Bases 1904 to 4441 code for a protein of 845 amino acids.
AUCAGCUCUACUGUAGCUGGGCGUUUCCUAAUCAGCUCUACUGUAGCUGUGCAUAGGUAAAUCAGCUCUACUGUAUCUGGGCGUUUCCUAAUCAGCUCUACUGUAACUGGGUGUUGCUAAAUCAGCUCUACUGUAGCUGGGCGUUUCCUAAUCAGCUCUACUGUAGCUGGGCGUUUCCUAAUCAGCUCUACUGUCGCUGGGCAUUGCUAAAUCAGCUCUACUGUAGCUGGGCGUUUCCUAAUCAGCUCUACUGUAGCUGUGCAUAGGUAAAUCAGCUCUACUGUAUCUGGGCGUUUCCUAAUCAGCUCUACUGUAACUGGGUGUUGCUAAAUCAGCUCUACUGUAGCUGGGCGUUUCCUAAUCAGCUCUACUGUAGCUGGGCGUUUCCUAAUCAGCUCUACUGUCGCUGGGCGUUGCUACAUCAGCUCUACUGUAGCUGGGUGUUGCUACAUCAGCUCUACUGUAACUGGGUGUGACUAAAUCAGCUCUACUGUAGCUGGGCGUUUCCUAAUCAGCUCUACUGUAGCUGGGCAUUUCCUAAUCAGCUCUACUGUAGCUGGGCGUUUCCUAAUCGGCUCUACUGUAGCUGGGCGUUUCCUAAUCAGCUCUACUGUAGCUGGGCGUUGCUAAAUCAGCUCUACUGUAGUUGGGUGUUGCUAAAUCAGCUCUACUGUAACUGGGUGUGACUAAAUCAGCUCUACUGUAGCUGGGCGUUUCCUAAUCAGUUCUACUGUAACUGGGCAUUGGUAAAUCAGCUCUACUGUAGCUGGGAGUUUCCUAAUCAGCUCUACUGUAGCUGGGCGUUGCUAAAUCAGCUCUACUGUAGCUGGGCGUUUCCUAAUCAGCUCUACUGUAGCUGUGCAUAGGUAAAUCAGCUCUACUGUAGCUUGGCGUUGGUAAAUCAGCUCUACUGUAGCUGGGAUAAAUCAGUUUGCUGACUGUAAAUGGGCCAUUGACAACAUCAACAAUGCCUGUUCACACGUCAUUGUUUGUCAGUAUUCAGUGCAUCAUAAAGUACCAUGGGAAAGUGAGAAAUGAAAAGCAAACACAUAAAAUAGUGGGAAAGCUGCUAUCUGAUUUUGUCUCAAGAAACAAAUAUAAUUUUGAAUGAGGAGUUCAGUACUAGACGCCCUUCGAAGUGGCAAAUAACAAAUGUAGGAGUUACGAAAUACAAAUGUGGGUCCUACUUUAUUUCAAAACCACAUCUUUCACACAAAGAAAAAAAAAUGGUCUUCUCCAGAGCUGUGAUUGAUUGAACUGUGUGUCGAAGGUCAGAUGGGUUCAACCCAUCAUGAACAAAAACAUGUGAUUUAUCUACAUUACACAGAUACCAUUGACCACCUUGGAAACAUCUCACUGAGAGUGGACCUGGUUCAUAGUUUACAAAGGUUCAUGGCAUUAAAGUAAACUGCACAGCUUUUGAGACAUGUUUGCAUACCUUUAAAUCCAGAAUUGUAAAGAAUCUCUCAAACUCAGCCUACCCCCGUGUCACAGGAGUAGCUUUGAGACAUAACAGAGGAGAUAAGCUGGCGUAGUUUAGAGUAAAUUUUUUUUGUCUCUCUCUAUUGGUGAGUGUGUGUAUGCGUGCACUCCCUGUGUCUGACUGAAGGCAGAAUGCCAUCCCCAACCCUUCAGAGGAAGGAAAAGUGUGGAUGGAUCCUCUGGGAGGUCACCAGGCUUGGUAUGCUGCAGCGGGUGGGGGCAGCUAGGCAAUGAAUGUUUGACACCUCUUUGUGUAGGGAACUUUACCUGUAAGGAGAAUGAGGUGUGUGUCAGGCCCAAUGAAUGUCGCUGUCGCCAUGGAUAUUUCGGCGCCAGUUGUGAUACAAAGUGCCCAACCCAAUUCUGGGGCCCCGACUGCAAGGGCAAGUGCCAGUGCUUCCCCAACGGCCACUGUGACGACAUGACGGGCAAGUGCACGUGCAACGCCAACCGCUGGGGGCCCAACUGCGAGAAGCCCUGCCUCUGCCAGAAGGGCAAGUGUGACCAGGACACGGGCUCGUGCACAUGCCACCAUGGCUUCUGGGGCCCUCAGUGUGCUAACAACUGCUACUGCAGUCUCAACUCUGUUUGUGACCAAAACACAGGAAGGUGUAACUGUAGUCUUGGUUGGUCGGGGAGGAACUGUGCCAUCCAGUGUAACUGCAAUAACUCACCAUGCGAGCAGUUUACGAGUCGGUGCCAGUGCCAGGAGAGACAUUGGGGCCAACGGUGCGAGAGGUAUUGUCAGUGUGUCCAUGGGAAGUGCAACCAGGCGGACGGCUCGUGUACCUGUACCCCGGGGUACCGAGGGAAGUUCUGCAGGGAACCGUGUCCCGCUGGAUUCUAUGGACAGAACUGCAAGAACAGGUGUGGGCACUGUAAGGGGCAGCAGCCCUGUAAGAUAACUGAGGGCAGGUGUGUAACCUGUGAGAGGGGCUGGAACGGGACCAAGUGUGACCAGAUGUGCCUGUCAGGCUUCUUCGGAGAGAACUGCCAGGAUGUGUGUCCUCCGUGUAAAGAUGGCCACUUCUGCAACCGCAUCGACGGAAAGUGCUCCCACUGCAACCCCGGUUGGAUCGGGGACAGGUGCGAGGUGCAUUGUCCCAACGGGACUUAUGGGGAUAACUGUGAGAAUGACUGCAGCCACUGUUUUAACGGCGUUUGUCACGUUGCCACCGGACAGUGCCUGUGUGACCCAGGAUUUUACGGGACAUACUGCAACAUGACGUGUCCGAUGGGUCAGUAUGGAGUGAACUGUGCCCAGACCUGCACCUGUCACGACAACAACUGUAACCCAGUGUCUGGGGCCUGCAACCUACAGCCUAACCAGAGGAUGGGUGUGAUCGCGGCGGGAACCCUGGUCUUCUUUCUGCUCAUUGUCCUCCUCUCACUCCUCUGCUGCUGCUGCCUCUGCAGAAAUAAACACCACCAGAAUCCUGACCAAGACAACUCUACCAACAGUAAAAAAGCCAGGCGGAUCCUGUGUGGACGAUUUAGCCGAAUCAGCACCAAACUCCCCCGGAUCCCACUGAGACGGCAGAAGCUGCCUAAAGUAGUCGUAGCCCACCACCCUGAGAACACAUUCAACUGCAGCUUCAUCGAGCCCCCCUCUGUAGCCGAGCUGCCCAGCCCCUCCUCCUGGUCCUCCCAGGAGUCCUUUGAUUCUUUCGAAGAGGAACCCAGUGAUGAUGGCCCUGUGUACUGUGUUCCCCAUGAAGAGUCGCUGAAUGAGAAUAAGGUGAAGGGCAGUCCCCCUCUUGCUGAGAUGCCAGCAGCAGCCUUCCACAGUGAGGAUGAUACAGGUGGGUAUACCUCCCUAAAAGACACCAGCGCCACCACCUACAAACCCCAGGAUGGGAGUGAAGCGCCCCUCAAGUCCUCAGACAGCGAGGGCUCCACCAGCAGUUCUGAGUCAGCCAUUGGGGCCCUUUAUGCCCGCAUUGCACACCUCUCUAAGAAUUCCAAGGAGGAAGAAGAUGGGGGCGACAGCAUGGUCACCAUCGAGGUCAAGGGUAAAAGGAAACCACCGUCCCCGGGGGGAAAGACCAGGACCAAACCACGCCCGCCGGACCCCUCUACCAAACCCAAGGUGUCGUGGAUCCAUGGGAACAACGGGGGUACCACUCUCCAGGUGGAGAAGCCGAACCAGGGGGACAAGGGGCUAACAUUUCCCAAGGUGAAGACAACCAGGAGCUCCAGCAACAGCUCAGCCAAGAGCGAAGAGAGGCAGAGGCUGAAGGAGAAUUCCAAGGAGAAGAGCAAGCGAGAGGAAAAGGGGACGGUGGUCAAUGGCUCCCCUAGCAAACACAAGGCCCACUGGGUGGGGAGGUCCAGAGAGAACAUGAACCACAUGGAGCACAUCAAUGGGGUGGUGCAAAACGCUCUAAAGAAGAUCGGCAACUUCCACAACUCCGAUAAGAAGGCAGCCGCUGUGGAGAUUCCCAAGGAGGCGCCCAAGAGCCCCAAAGUGAUCCACCCACACAUGAACUCAGAGGCCGCCACACUCCUGGCUGCACAGCUCAAGGAGAAGACUCAGAGCAUCACCCGGAACGAGGGCACAGGCCUGGUAAAGACCAACGGCCUGUCCACCCCGAUCCUCCGGGGCCGAGGAGACCGGGAAAAGCCCACCCCUCCGCAAAAGGCCAAACGGACCACCGCUUCCACACCAGGCCACCAGGGCUCCAACAAGCCUCUGCUGCCUACCACCACCAGCCUCCAGAAGAUGGUGGGUGUUGAGGACCCAGCUACCCCCGAGGUCGCCCCCAAGAGCCCGGACAAGCAGGACUUGAACGGCUCUAGAGUGGUAGAGGGUUGUGGUGGUGCGGGGGACCCCACGCUAAAGAAGACCCCCAUCAAAAAGCCUCCCCGAAAGAAAGGCAAGGACGGGACUUUGGAUACUACUCUGGAAACUAAGACACCGACAAAGACAGCGAUUAUGCCACCGCAGAUCGUCAAAUAGAACGUUUUUUAAAAAUUGUUUCUCACAGACAGGACAAUGGUGACAAUGGUGAAUGAAUGACUUCUUCCAAAGGAGACAUGCAAAAGGACAUGGUGGCUGUUCAUCAAAGGAGUGUAUUAUUUUUGUGCGUGUGUGUGCUGUGUGUCCAGAAUCAGCGGAAAGUAAGUGGAACGUGUUUUUAAACUGUGGUUCUUCUCAUUGGUGUGGGAGUGGGUUUGUAAUCUAUUGAACUGUAUACCAUAAUAGUAUUACAUUGACUGAAGUUGAAAGUAAAUUCAUGGACUCUUUUCAUAAACCUGCGAUGUAUCCGUUUUCCACUACAACGCCAAACAUAACUGGGGGAGAGUGCUGACAGUGGCAAGCAAUCGUAUUUAAUUUCCUCCAUGUUUCUCCAAUGCUCACAACUAAGUAUUCAUGUAAGAAUCUCAUCAUUGUAUCAUUAUAAUUUAAAACCUUUUUUACUCAAUAUUCUGUGUGAUGCAAUCAAAUGUAUGCAAUGUAAGUGAGGUGAAGUAAGGCUAAGUUGAACCAUGGUACUGAGAAUACAAGUACAUUAUUUUUCAGUUUGUUUUAAAUUAGCCAGUUACACUCCAUAACGGAGUUGUUGGCCUCUUUUUGUUGUCCUUUUUUGUUGUUAAUAUGUUGCGUAAUACCGAAUACAAACCAUUUACAUUUUU